AUGCGCCAGGAGGCCACUCGCGAUGCCCGCUUGAAAUUCAUGAAGGAAGCACGCUUGAUGCGGCGAUACGAGCACAAGCACGUGGUCCGGAUUCUUGGCGUAGCCGUACACGAGCACCCACUGAUGAUCGUAAUGGAGAACUGCCCUGGUUUGCUUCCCGCAUACUCAUACUGCCAUCAGAAGUCUACUUUGCCCUUAUACCUCACUUAG
Messenger RNA from Gongylonema pulchrum, 210 nucleotides. Lineage: Eukaryota; Metazoa; Nematoda; Chromadorea; Rhabditida; Gongylonematidae. The record is from the annotation of a GenBank genome assembly.